Molecule: messenger RNA, 1681 nt
Organism: Parathielavia appendiculata
Lineage: Eukaryota; Fungi; Ascomycota; Sordariomycetes; Sordariales; Chaetomiaceae
Product: DNA glycosylase
Exons: 5
Coding region: 151-1503 (450 amino acids)
Biological process (GO): base-excision repair, AP site formation; base-excision repair; nucleotide-excision repair
Cellular component (GO): nucleus
Molecular function (GO): 8-oxo-7,8-dihydroguanine DNA N-glycosylase activity; damaged DNA binding
Source: RefSeq, a predicted model, not a curated record
GACCUCACUCAAUUGAAAUUGAAUCGUACUAGGAGUAUUGGAACUCAAGGAUUACCUUAUAUUUUCGUCGCCGUUGAAAAUAGAGGACAUAUACUUCAAACCUUCAUUUUCCAUACUAUCUCUGUCCUUCUUAUUUUUUAUUUGAUACCCAUGGGAGCGCACAAGUUGUCAGACUGGCGAAAGCUGCCCCUGAGUCUCACUGAGCUCUGCAUCGACACGACCCUCCGCUGUGGGCAGUCGUUCCGGUGGCGCAAGAUUAGUGAUGAAUGGCACUGCGUGCUACGGGGCCGUCUCAUAUCGCUCAAGCAGGAUGCUUCUCACCUACAUUAUCGAGUUACAUGGCCCAAGCCAACCGGAAGCCCCGUGACGUCUUCAGACUCCAUACCCGCAGCAGGUGAUGGAGAUGUAGACACCGAACAAGAUGACACCGAGUCCCUUUUACGCAACUACUUUGCUCUUUCACAUUCCCUGUCGACUCUUUACCAGCAGUGGGCAGCUUCCGACGCGAACUUCGCCCGACGCGCCCCAGCCUUCACGGGCAUUCGUAUACUCAACCAAGACGCCUGGGAAGCCCUGGUCGCUUUCAUAUGUAGCAGCAACAACAACAUCGGCCGCAUCAGCCAGAUGGUUCAAAAGCUCUGCAUCCACUACGGCCCUUACAUAGGAACCAUCGAAGGCGAGGCCUUCCACGACUUUCCCGAACCACAAGCGCUGUCAGGGACCCAUGUAGAAGCCCACCUCCGCGAGCUAGGUUUCGGCUACCGCGCCGCAUACAUUGCCCAGACAGCUGAGAUCAUUUCGUACCUCAAAGGCGCCGACUGGCUUCUCAGGCUCCGGAACCCGGAGUCGCCAGCCUUCGCCGCACCCAUCACGAGGCCCGGACAAAAUGAGACCCAAUCAAGCAGCAGCAGCGACGAAACUCCUAUAACGUACAGAACGGCCCACGAAGCCCUCCUCACACUCCCCGGCGUCGGACCCAAGGUAGCAGACUGUGUCUGCUUGAUGGGCCUGGGCUGGGGCGAAGCUGUGCCUGUCGACACACACGUCUGGCAAAUCGCACAGCGCGAUUACCAUUUCAGCACCAAGACCAAGACCAAGACAUUUACCAAGGUCAUGUACAAUUCCGUCGGCGACCACUUCCGUUCCAUCUGGGGGCCCCAAGCAGGCUGGGCGCAGAGCGUGCUAUUCACGUCGAACUUGAAAGCCUUCGCCGGGCAGGCUUCUGGGGCGGGUACGAAGAGUGGCAUCGUUGAGGAGGCCAUCGUCAAGGCGGAGAAGAUGGUCCGGAGGAGCAAGCAAGCUCACUCUUUGGCCGAAGACUAUGGGAUGGGCGUGGUGAAGACUGAUGAGGAGGAGGUUACCACGACGUUCGUCAGGUCUAGGAAGAGGAGGAUCACGGCGGUGACCAAGGUGUCUGGGAGUGAUAAGAAGCAUGUGGGAGCUGUGGAGGUGGAGGUUCAUACGCGCAGGACGAGUAAGAGGUUGAAGGCUGCCGCGAGCUAGUAUUUAGGCUUGGAGGGUGUGCGUGAAUUGUAUACAUGACUGUGAUGCACUCAAGUUUGCCCUUCAUCUGCUUGCCCGUCAACUCAAUGAGCAUAAAAGACGGGCAGUUGCAAGUCGACUCAGCUACACGUACAGAGCUCGCAUUGCUCGGCAUGCCGCCCAGGAAUGGAAGAUUGAC